Messenger RNA from Didymosphaeria variabile, 3258 nucleotides. RefSeq lists its product as uncharacterized. Gene Ontology annotation, cellular component: plasma membrane. Gene Ontology annotation, biological process: intracellular calcium ion homeostasis; calcium ion transmembrane transport. Lineage: Eukaryota; Fungi; Ascomycota; Dothideomycetes; Pleosporales; Didymosphaeriaceae. The transcript has 7 exons. Gene Ontology annotation, molecular function: ATP hydrolysis activity; P-type calcium transporter activity; ATP binding. The coding region runs from base 1 to 3258 and encodes 1085 amino acids. The record is from RefSeq and is a predicted model, not a curated record.
AUGGGUGAAACCGACUUCUCUACGGCCGAGGAGAACCCUCAAGAAACCGAACCCCCUUUAGGUGCCCAACAUGGAGCCUCUACACACCACCACCAACACCACCAACCUUCGCGACCAGUCUCACGCGACGUCGGGAACGCCUCGCCGCUCACGGCCUGGCACUGCCAGACCACAGCACAAGUCGCCCAGACGCUGGACGUGGACAUCGGCAAUGGUCUCAGCGUCGACCAAGCGGAAUCUCGCCUCCAGAUCCAUGGGCCUAACAAGGUUAAAGGAGCUGAAGGGCUAUCCUUGUGGGCGCUUCUCUUAAGGCAGGUGUCCAACAGUCUCACACUUGUCCUUCUCAUCACUAUGGCGCUAAGCUUUGGAAUCGAUGAUUACAUCGAAGGCGGUGUUAUCACUGCAGUCAUCCUCCUCAACAUUGUUGUCGGGUUUUGGCAAGACUACAAGGCAGAGAAGACGAUAGAAUCUCUCAAAAGCCUGACUGCGCCAGAGUCCAUCGUUAUACGUGGUGGAGACACCAUCAAAAUCCAGGCGAUCAACCUCGUCCCCGGCGAUAUUGUACAGCUGGAGACCGGUAACAUCGUCCCAGCCGAUAUUCGCCUCGUGGAUGGCUUGAAUGUCUCCACUGACGAGGCUUUUCUCACUGGUGAAGCGGAGCCUAUAGAAAAGGAUCCCUCGAAACUCUAUGAUGACCCAGAUGUGCCUCUAGGGGACCGUCUAAACCUCGCGUUCUCCGGAAGUGAGAUGAAGCGCGGGCGUUGCAGGGCGAUUGUCGUCUCAACCGGCAUGAAGACCGAGGUCGGCAAGAUUGCUAACAUGCUUCGCCAAAAGGACGAAACAUUGCAUGAUCUUGGACCGCUGGCCAAAUUUUGGAAAAAGACUGUCAAGACCGUAAAGUCAAUUCUUGGACUUGACGGAACGCCUCUCCAGAUCAGUCUCAGCAAAUUCGCUCUCUUACUGUUUGGUCUCGCUAUUCUACUUGCCAUUAUUGUCUUUUCGGCAAACAAAUGGCAGGUUGGUGGCGAAGUAUUGAUCUACGGUAUCUGUGUCGCCGUUGCUGUCAUUCCAGAGUCUCUUAUUGCAGUCUUAACUAUUACCAUCGCCGUGGGGGCCAAAGCAAUGGCCAGAUCCAACGUUAUCAUCCGUGUUUCUUCAGCCAUUGAAGCUGUGGGUGGGGUGACUUCAAUCUGCAGUGAUAAAACAGGCACUCUCACAACGGGCAAGAUGAUUGCUCGAAGGGCGAUCAUCCCAGGCUUUGGUACAUUAGAGGUGGACGGCACUUCACACUCCUAUGACCCCAACAGCGGAUUCGUCACGCACGACAGCACCCGUCUCGACCCCAAUAGCUUCUCUCCUAAUGGUGCCUGUACACGCUUCCUCAGGACGAUUGCACUGUGCAACCAGUCUAAGGUAGAGUAUACGGCCAACUCUUCUGAUGAUGCUACCGUCGGGAAGAAAGACGCAAACGAGCGAAUGAUGAGUGACGACGAUGAUGGUACCGAUGCCUCAACUAUCCAAUCUGCUACCAUCACACGUCCUACCACCGCUUCUGGACAGAGUACGUUAAUCUUUGGGGAAUGGAAAGCUUUCGGAGAACCCACAGAGGUCGCUCUCCAGGUCUUGGCUAUGCGUUUCGGCAUGGGCAAAGAAGAACUACUCUCCGGGCUCGACAUUCGUCUUGCUGCUGAGUUUCCAUUCGACUCAUCUGUCAAGAAGAUGACCGUUGUCUACGAAGACAGACAGGCUGGCCAUCUGGACGUCUACACCAAGGGCGCCACAGAAUUCAUGUUGCCAGUAUUGGAUAUUCCCCAGUCUGAAAAGGCCAAGAUCGAAGAAAUGGCAGAGAACAUGGCCAAAGACGGUCUUCGUGUCCUCUGCAUUGCCCACAAGCUCUUGCCAGUGGGCACGGAUCUCCACCAGCGUGAAGCUGUGGAACAAGGUCUGAACUUCAUCGGUAUGGUGGCUAUCUACGAUCCACCUCGUCCGGAAAGCAAAAAGGCCGUUCAAGAUUGUCAGGUCGCAGGCAUUACGGUGCAUAUGCUCACGGGUGAUCACCCCGCUACUGCCGAGGCCAUAGCGCGAGCUGUCAGUAUUAUCGAUGCUUCGCUACCCCGUGGCCAGAUAGGCAAGACUGUUAUGAUUGCCAGAGAAUUCGACGCCUUGGGUCAAGAGGAGGUUGACGCUAUGGAACAACUGCCUCUCGUUGUCGCCCGGUGCAGCCCAUCGACGAAAGUCAAGAUGGUUGAAGCGCUUCACAGGAGGAAGCAGUUUUGUGUUAUGACUGGUGAUGGUGUCAACGACUCACCCGCCCUCAAAAAGGCUGAUGUCGGUAUCGCCAUGGGCUCAGGGUCUGACGUCGCCAAAGACGCUGCAAAGAUGGUUUUGACGGACGAUAACUUCGCCUCCAUCGUCGAAGCAGUGAAAGAAGGACGUCGUCUGUUCGACAACAUUCAGAAGUUCCUCAUGCACCUCCUCAUCUCCAACAUCGCCCAAGUAAUCCUCCUGCUUAUCGGCCUCGCCUUCAAAGAUCGCGACGCGCACUCCGUCUUCCCGCUCUCUCCCAUCGAAAUUCUCUGGGUCAACCUCAUCACAUCCUCCUUCCUCGCCAUCGGCCUCGGCCUCGAGGAGUCCCAGCCAGACUCUAUGCUCCGCCCUCCACACAACCUUUCCGUUGGCGUCUUCACAAAGGAACUCAUCACAGACAAGUUCAUCUACGGCUUCUUCAUGGGCUCACUGUGUCUGCUAAGCUUCGCUGUCGUUGCGUAUGCAGGCCCUGGAGGCGGUGAUCUGGGUAGCGGGUGUAACGAGGGUUGGAAUGAGACGUGUGGAGUUGCUUUCCGCGCUCGAGCGACUACUUACGCGACGAUUACGCUGCUGUUGCUUGUCACGGCAUGGGAGGUCAAGCACUUCGCGCGCUCGCUAUUCAACUUGUAUCCUGACAGCACAACACCUCGCGGCUUGUCUGUCUUCCCGACUGUCUGGCGUAACCGCUUCCUCUUCUGGGCCGUCACUGCCGGCUUCACGAUCAUGUUUCCCAUCGUAUAUCUCCCCGUAAUCAAUAGAGAGGUGUUCAAGCAUGGCUCCAUGACGUGGGAGUGGGGCGUGAGCUUCGGCUGCGUUGCAAUCUACAUCGCUGCCAUCGAGGUGUGGAAAGCGAUCAAGCGCAGACUUGGACUCUGGAGCGGUGCGCACAAGGUUCUUGCUGGGGAGGAGAGGGUCGACGGAGUUGUACAGCCGGUGGUGGCAGAGAAGUAG